UUCUGUUAACGAAAACAACUACAAAAACAAUUCAAGUCAUCAAAAUGAAACUUAUUUGCAGUAUUUUAAUCCUUGCUGGAGUUCUUGAUGCAUUUGCGAUGGAAUUACGCGAAAAAGCCCUAAUUCCACAAUUGAUGAAUAUGGCGUUAUGGAAUAAGGACUCAUCUGAAUGUAGCCCGCCAUAUAAACAAGAAAUGAGUGCAAUAUUGGACACAUUCACGAAGGCUGAUGACGAUUGUGAAAAUGCCCUUGAAGCCAAAUUAAAAGAACUCAAUGAAGGUGCAGCACCUACAUUGAAAAAAUUAAGUGGUAGUGUUGCCACCGUAUGCGCGAUUUCGGGUGAAUGCACGGAAUCGGGAGAAGUUGUCGACAAUUUGGACUGUUUCUUAAAAAAGGCCCAGGAAGGCUACCAGACAUUAUUAUCGGUAUCGACUGAAGCUACGACUCAUAGAACUCAGCUAUUGGGGGAUAUUGAAAAUGCCAAGGGUAUUAAAAAUGUAUGCAAAGCGAAAGCCUGGAACCAAUUUUUUGAUGCUUAUAAUGCAGCACAGGAUAAAUUCAACGAUUGUGUUAAUGGCAACACGUUGUAA
Messenger RNA from Episyrphus balteatus (marmalade hoverfly), 590 nucleotides. RefSeq lists its product as uncharacterized. NCBI's taxonomy places the organism in Eukaryota, Metazoa, Arthropoda, Insecta, Diptera, Syrphidae. The record is from RefSeq and is a predicted model, not a curated record. The transcript has 3 exons. The coding region runs from base 45 to 590 and encodes 181 amino acids.